UAUGUGCAGGUGGUGGAUGUGGAGUUGAGUAAAACUUUUAAACUUGCUAAGUAUUCCAGGUGUAUUCUCAUCAUCACCUGUCUCACCACUCUGAUGCUGGUUGCGUUUCUCCUCCAAAUGGUCUUUGCUCCCUCCAUCUCCAUCUUUUCAUCCACUCUGAAGAACAGUCCUCCCACAACACACUUGUGUAAUGAGUCCUGCAGGUUGGUGUUGGUGGAGAGCAUACCGGACGGUUUAGAGUUUAACUCCACCGUGGUUCAUACAUCCAUUUAUGAGACCUGGUUGAAUCUAAUCUCCGAAGCUCAGAGCAGUCUGGAUAUCGCCUCCUUCUACUGGACCCUCACCAACGACGAUACGCGAACUCACGAACCUACAGCCAAACAGGGUGAGAGGAUUUUGCAGGAACUUGCAGAUCUUUCUGGGAGAAUUUCAGUGAGAAUUGCAGUCAACACUCCUCAGGAAAAACAACCAAAGCAUGAUAUCCAGCUGCUAAUUAAGUCCGGUGCUGAUGUGAGGAGUGUGAAUAUGAAAGAAUUAACCUCUGGAGUGCUGCACACCAAAUUCUGGGUGGUGGAUAAGAAACACAUUUACAUUGGCAGUGCCAACAUGGACUGGAGAUCGCUGACUCAGGUGAAGGAGCUGGGCGCGGUGGUGUACGACUGCAGCUGUCUCGCUAAGGACCUUGAGAAAAUCUUCGAAGCUUAUUGGUUCCUUGGUGAGAGCCAGACGAUUCCCGUCCCCUGGCCCAGCCAAUACGCUACAGCCUUUAAUAAGGACACGCCCAUGCAGCUGUCAAUCAACAACACUGACGCUAGAGUUUACCUUUCGAGUUCUCCUACGUCUCUGUGUGCGGAGGGAAGAACUGCAGAUCUUGAAUCUAUUCUGAGUGUCAUUAGCGAUGCCCAGGAGUUUGUUUACAUCGCUGUGAUGAACUACCUGCCCACCAUGGAGUAUUCAUCACACAAACGGUACUGGGCUGAUAUAGAUACUGAGUUAAGGCGUGUAGCCUACGAGAGAAAGGUUCAUGUAAGGUUAUUGAUCAGCUGUUGGGGAAGCAGUUCUCCGAUCAUGCUCUCGUACCUGCGCUCUCUCGCCUCAUUACAGCAUCCAAAAUCCAAACUGGACGUUCAGGUGAAAAUCUUCAUCGUUCCUGCCAGUCCGAGUCAGAAGAAAAUCCCGUAUGCUCGAGUGAACCAUAAUAAGUACAUGGUGACAGACCAAGUGGCGUAUAUCGGAACGUCGAACUGGUCAGGUGAUUACUUUGUGAACACAGCAGGUUCUGCGUUGGUGGUGAAUCAGACCUUCUCCUCGUCGGUAGAACCCACAGUGAGGGAACAGCUCCAGAACGUGUUCGAGAGAGACUGGGAUUCUGAUUACAGCACUCGACUUGGGCACGACGCCGACAUCGAUCAGCUCUGUCAGAUAAAACCCUGAACCAACAGGGGGCGCUCUGACUUCUCCACUGUGUUCUGAUUGUGUUUAUGACCAAGCCCCUGACAGACUUUCAUUCUUACUUAUUAGACGAGCGUCCACAGAACCGAGUUCUGUAAGUGCAUUGACAUGUUCACUAACUCAUCGUCAGGAUGCGGUACAACCGGUUCUGUCAGCUCCCUGCUCAGCCAGUGCAGUGGGAGGAUUUGAACCCAGUCAGUGUAAACAAAACUGCAACAACACUAUCUCGAUCAUUCUGAAGGUGGUUGCUCCAGUAUGAACUGUUUAGUCUGAACUAAACCAAUCAUAACAACUGAUCAGGUUGCAGUAUGCUGAGAUCAAAAGUUUCUCUACAUCUAUAUAUGGUCAAAAUAUACAGACAACAGUCCUAAUUUUUAGUUUUAUGUCCAUUGGAUCAUUAGUUUAUGACCACCGAAAAGCUUCUGGUGCAUCUCUGGUUGGAUUUUUUGCUUGGCUAACUGGUACAGGUUUGCUUUUUCAAUACAGUCCCUCUGUUCUCGAUAAGGUUGAGGUCAGGACUUCGUUUGUGUUGGAGCAUUGUGCUGCUUGAACACUCGGCUAUAUCCAAGAAUAGAGGUAAUCUUUUUUUUAAUGAUUCCAUCCACUUUCUGCAGUGCACCAGUUCUACUGGCAGUAAAACAGACCCAGAGCAAAAUACUGCCACCACCUGACUUCACAGCUGGUACUGUGUCAUCGUUCUUUUCUCUUUCAGACAAAAUUCUGCUAAUGUGGCCAAAAAGGGCGGCACGGUGGCUAAGUGGGUAGCACCGUCACCUCACAGCAAGAAGGUCCUGGGUUCGAUCCCCAGGUGGGGCGGUCCGGGUCCUUUCUGUGUGGAGUUUGCAUGUUCUCCCCAUGCCCGCGUGGGUUUCCUCCAGGUGCUUCGGUUUCCUCCCACAGUCCAAAGACGUGCAAGUGAGGUAAACUGGAGACACUAAAUUGUCCAUGACUGUGUUCGAUAUAAUCUUGUGUAAUGAGUAACUACCGUUUCUGUCAUUAAUGUAACCAAAGUGUUGAACAUGAUGUUAAAAUUCUAACAAACAAACAAUGUGGCCAAAAACUCAACACUACUGUCCCAACUCCCAACUUUGAAUAUCAGCAAAGCCGCCAGCCUUGCUGGGUGUCCACACAAUUGGACAUGUUUAUGGAAGGAAAGGUCAGACGUUUUGGGGAAAGGUACUGCUCUGCGUGUGAACCAAACACUGACACAGAUUGGACAAAUGUCAGAGGGGGCCUGUGUUGAUCUGGAUCUCUUUAAUUAGAUCAGGAGGUGUGCAAUGUGGCAGCGGAUUCACAAUUACGAAUUGGAAUUGACCAAAUUGGGGGAUGAGCGGGGGCUCAUUAAAAGCAUCAUGCUGAGAAGAACUUUGUGUAGAUGACCAGAUCAUUAGCACCUUAAAGCUAAACUAAAGUUUGUUUCUCCUGGACUUUUUCCACAUUCAUCUCCCAUGGUAGUCAUAUCCUAUUCCCAAUUGUAAAUCUGCUGCUGCUUGUACAACCCCCGGUCUGAACAAGGAGAUUUGGUUUGUGGUUUUUUUUUUACCAACCUUGGUAAAGAGACCAUCAUUUUUAAUGUACUUUUACUAGAAUUUAUCAGUGAUGAGGAAUCAGGAGGUCAUGAUACAAAGUUAAAUGACAUUAUAGACCUUUCUACACCAACACAAUUAUCCUCUAAACUGCUGUCUGUAUACUUAUGACCCAGCAGAUUUUUAGAAAACCCACAAUAAUCUAUAAGAGAAAUGCUAUAACAAUGUUCUUACAGGUGUCUAUAAUCUUUUGAUCUGGUCAGUGCUAAACAGGUUGUUGAUGUUGAUCUAAACUGGCUGAAUAAAUAAUGGACUGUUUUCUUGCACUACAAUAAUCAUGAACACGUCUCAGGAAUCAAACUGGAUCCUUCAUCAACAUUCAUCAGGAUCUCUGCACAUUUUUUAACAACGUUCUAUCAAAAUGAUAUAAAGUUUAACAGAUUCGUAUUUUCAAAUCAAGUAUUUUUUUGAAGCUGCAGUAACGAACUGUUUUCAGGGCCGAAUCAUUUUUAAUAAACGGUAUAUUUUUUUGCUGAUGCCUGGAAAUCUUGCUGCCGUCACUGAUCAGUCGAAAACUCUGGUACUUGAAUUUUUAUUCAAUAUUUUUUUCUCCUUUCAGUCAAUAAAAACAUUUUACUGA
Molecule: messenger RNA, 3618 nt
Organism: Trichomycterus rosablanca
Lineage: Eukaryota; Metazoa; Chordata; Actinopteri; Siluriformes; Trichomycteridae
Gene: pld3
Product: phospholipase D family member 3
Exons: 10
Molecular function (GO): catalytic activity
Source: RefSeq, a predicted model, not a curated record